AUGUUGAUGCCCAAAAAGAACCGGAUUGCCAUUUAUGAACUCCUUUUUAAGGAGGGGGUGAUGGUGGCCAAGAAGGAUGUCCACAUGCCCAAGCACCCGGAGCUGGCAGACAAGAAUGUGCCCAAUCUUCAUGUAAUAAAAACCAUGCAGUCUCUCAAGUCACGAGGCUACGUGAAGGAACAGUUUGCCUGGAGACACUUCUACUGGUACCUCACCAACGAGGGCAUCCAGGAUCUCCGCGAUUACCUCCACCUGCCCCCUGAGACUGUGUCCGCCACCCUGCGCUGCAGCCGUCCUGAGACUGGCCGGCCACGGCCCAAAGUCGCUCGGAGCUGUCUGCGGCUGCCUGACAGCCGCUUCGCGGAAGGAGGACCCCCCCCCCCGCCCCGGCCAGGAGUCCCAGGGUACUAUUUGCUCCAGCGGAAGGAUCUCGCGCUCAUAGCCGCGGCCGUGACAGCCAAGGGGCAGUGA
Messenger RNA from Rangifer tarandus platyrhynchus (Svalbard reindeer), 471 nucleotides. The record is from the annotation of a GenBank genome assembly. Lineage: Eukaryota; Metazoa; Chordata; Mammalia; Artiodactyla; Cervidae.